Molecule: messenger RNA, 1657 nt
Organism: Gastrolobium bilobum
Lineage: Eukaryota; Viridiplantae; Streptophyta; Magnoliopsida; Fabales; Fabaceae
Product: protein PHLOEM PROTEIN 2-LIKE A10-like
Exons: 1
Coding region: 314-1579 (421 amino acids)
Source: RefSeq, a predicted model, not a curated record
GCCUCGACAAGUCUUCAUCUUUAAAAGCGAAAACACAAAAACGGACGAUACCAUUUUACCAACGGUAGUUGCAAGAUUUCCCAGAACAUUGCUGUUCACACCCUCUAACAAACCCCCAACAGCUCCAUUUAUUUCCCUCUUCCGUCUCUUCGUUUUCGUUACCCUAAAUUGUUAUGCAUUUAUUUUCUUGUACUGAAUUCAAGACAUUAUUACCACAGUCAACCACUGCUGAAACCCUAAAAUUGGAUUCUUCUCUCUCUCUCUCUUUACCACCCCUCCUCUUGGGUUUUGAUUUACCUCUCCGAUAUUCUUCAUGGACCUUCCGCUGCUAAGGAAGGGUCUCGAUUUUUCUCGAAGAAAUAAAAAGUGGCUUCUCCUAAUUGCCAUGUUCGGAGCCUCCGGUUACGGUGCUUACAGGGCCUACCAUUUACCCUCCGUGGUUCAGAAGAGGAACCGUCUCGUGAAGCUUCUCAGAGCCUUCGUUUCUGUUGCCGAGUUGGUUUCCAACUCUGCAGACACCGUUUCCCUUCUCUCUAAGGACUUGAAUCAAUUCCUCACUUCUGAUUCCGACCAAAUCCCCAACAGUUUGAAGCAGUUAUCCAAAAUUGCAACAUCGAAUGAGUUCUCGUCGUCGCUGGCAAGGGUUUCGGAGUCUUUAACGCUUGGAAUUUUGCUAGGGCAUAAAUCUCAGGUGAGCAACGAUAAUCCCUCGGAAAUCAGUGUAGACAGUUCUAGCUUUUCGGAUAAGGUGUUGGAUAGGCUUUUCUCCCAGGCUGGAACCGGUUUCGUCUCGGUUGUGGUUGGAAGUUUUGCAAGGAAUUUGGUUUUGGGAUUUUGCUCUCAUGCUGAAUCGGUCGAUGGUAAACUCAAUGCGCGGGCUCAAUCGGAUGUUCCUGGAUGGGUGAGUGUGAUUUCUGAUGAUAGGUGUGGGAAGCUCAUUGGGGACUGUGUACAAAUUUUUGUGAGCACUGCUGUCGCUGUUUUUCUUGACAAAACAAUGGAUGUCAAUCCCUACGAUGAUGUGUUUGCUGGAUUGACCAAUCCGAAACACCAGGAAAAGAUGAAGGGCAUUCUGGUUUCUCUGUGUAAUGGUGCUGUUGAAACUCUUGUUAGAACAUCUCACCAGGUUUUGACAAAUCCAAGUGUGAAAUCGAAUUCAAAUUCAUCUGUGUCUUCUAUUGUUCAAAAGAGUUUAGAUCCAACUUUAACUGAAGAUGGGUGCCUGAAAACUGAAGCAUUUCUUCAGCAACUCCGACUUGGAAGCUCAAUUUCUGGGGCUCAGGAUGCUGGGUGGGUUGAACAGAUUAAAUCAACACUGUCAGUUCCAGCCAAUCGAAGAUUCGUGAUUGACGUGACAGGGAGAGUGACAUUUGAAACAGUGAGGUCGUUUGUGGAGUGUUUGUUAUGGAGAAUAUCAGAGGGAUUCAAAAGGAGUCUUAGUAAAGUUCAUGAUGAAGUUGUGGACAAAGGACUGGAAGUCGUUAGAUAUGUUGGAGCUAAGUCAUCAGUUAUUCUUACCUUCUGUCUUGCUUUGUAUUUACAUAUUCUGGGUGGUAGUAGGAUUCUCUUGCCUGCUUAGUAUGGUGAUUAACCCAACUCCUUGCUUGUAAUGUAGUUGAAAUAUAAUGGAAGCAAAAUUAAUUCUUUAGCCUAUAUA